UAAAUUAGAAGUGUAAAUGUCUAGAUAAGGUUCUCCAACUGUCAUAUCUGUGAAAAUACCACUGGGCUGAAGUGAUAAGAGAGAGGGUUGAGAAGACUUGCUUUGCCUGGAGCUUUAUGUGUGUGUCUGUGGGUGUGUUAAUGUAAGAUGACUUUUUCUGGUAUGAACAGUUGUUUCAGGAUUAGUAGUCUUCAUAGAGACUAAAGCCUGGUCUUAGUGAAGCAGAACUCUUUCUGUUUCUGAAGCCCUGGUUAAUGUCAGUGAUAAGUGAAUUGUGCUUAUUGUUUAUGAUUAAGAUUAGGGAUAAUAUCUUUAAUAAGAUGUCUGAAGAGAAGUCAAUGCCAAGUGACCUUUGUUGACUUGAUUUUGCUUUUGGUUUGGUGUUUACGUAGAAUAGUUGAAGAGACGAGUGUGUGUGUGUGUGUGUGCGCGUGCAGACCUCAGUCGACAGUUGUGUAUAUAAAAGGGCAGGGCUGAGUCAGGCUGCACGAACCAGGAAGUGCGCUCAUCUCUGACUCCACAGCAAACUCGACAGUGAACAGGAGCAGCAAACAUGUCGUCAGCAGCAGCAGCAGCAGCAGCAGCAGCUCCUCAGUCAGAGCUGAGGCUGGUGGUGCUGGGUCGAGCCGGAGCAGGAAAGAGCUCAGCUGCCAGCACCAUCCUGCGCCUGCAAGACCCAGAGCAGGGCACAGAGGCAGCUGUGAAACACAGAGGAGAGGCUGCAGGCAGACAGGUUGUCAUAGUCUCUGGUCCGGCCUGGUUCGGCUCUGCCUGUGACCCAGAGGAAAGAAGAAAACACAUCUCCUCCAUUAUCGCCUUAUCCAGCCCGGGACCACAUGCCUUCCUGCUCUGUGUCCCUGUGAACCAGCCGACCGAUGGAGAGGACAAGGCUCUGGAUGUCCUGACAGCGCUGUUUGGCCCAGCUGCCGUCGCCAGAAACACCAUCGUGCUCUUCACCCACACGGAGGAGCUGGAGGAGGAUGAGAAUCUGGACGAAUACCUCGUCACGUGGCGCAAAGACCUCCAGGAGCUGGUGGAACGAUGUGGCGGCCGCUACCACACCCUGGAGACUGGAGGUAGAGAACCAGAGGAGGGGAAAGCCGUGGAGGAGCUGCUGCAGAAGGUUGAGCAGGUAGUUGAGGACAGUGAGACACAACACUUGAUCUGCCCUCUGUACCAAGAGGCUGAGGAAAGAGUGAGAGAGAGGCAGGUGGAGGUGGUGAGACAGAGGAGAGCCGAUAAGGAGGUGUCUCCCACAGACACCGAGCAAGAGGAAAAUAUCACAGAAGAGGAAAUGUUAGCAGCCCGGGAGGAAGCAGAGAGGAGCGUAGGUGAUCUGAAUGUGGAUGUAGAGGAUAUUUUCCCUCCCACUAGUGUCUCACCUUCCUCCACAGCCCCCUCUUUUCUCUGGGGUCUGUGGGUGAAGCUGACAGGCUGGUUGAGGGCGCUGCCUAAGAUGGUGAGAAGGGAGGCCCUGUUUGGAGCCCUGGUUGGCCUGUUUGUGGGGGGGCCAAUCGGUGGCAUGGUGGGGGCCACCGUGGGGUCAGUGGCUACUGAGGUGAGCAGGAGAAAAACACAGAAAACUAAAUAAGACAUGAUUUAACUUUCCUUAAAGUCAUUUCACUGUCAAACACAGACUCGCCACUCGUCAAAGACGGUAUUUAUUUACGCUCAAACCACUGAACACCUUCUCUUAUUUUCUAUUUAAAAAGUUAUUCAAGCAAAACUAUACAUUUGCUUUUGCCACUGAGGUGUGGAUGGACAGGGAGAACUUGUUUUGCACGUCUUAAUUUAUAUUUGAGUGCGGUGACUCAUUACUCACAUACACAGUUCACGUCUGCUCACCUUAGCACAGGUAAAACUGUCAGCCUCACACCUGCUGCUCAUUACCUGUAGCAUUUGCAUAUAACCACGUCCUUGGCUAAUACUCCACCAAGUGGUCAAACAAAAAACUGCACAUACGUGCACAUAUUCAUUUUAAAUGAAAGAUUAAAACCGUAAAACUAAAUUUCUAUUAUAGCGCUAACAUAACCACUCUCUUUGCUUUAUCAACUAGAGCAAUAGCUUUUUUACACACAUUGUCAGAGACCGUUUCAGUUUCCCAGAACUCUAAACACUAAAACAAAAUGUAACUAUUGUGUCAAAACUCUACAAAUGUUCCACUCCGUGUGUUCUCUUCUCAAAACAGAUUCCUUCGACUAAAGCAACAACAAACACACAGCUAUGACAUGCUAAUGUCUCACAGAGCGUCACAUAAACAGCAGUGUGAUCACCAUCAGUAUUCAUGUGGCUUCUUAUGUCCAUGUUAUAUUACAGUAUAUUCAAAUGCAGACAAAUGUGUAGUGUUUUUUUGUCCCAAAGUAGUAUUUACAGGUCCACAUGUACACGCUACACAAAUGUGACCUAUUUGACAUAGUAUGGAGCAAAACUCAGUGAAGAAAAUCAGUGCACAAGAAAAUAACUUUGCACAGGUGCAUCAUGGGUGAAUCUAACUGGUUAUCAAGGUGUUGCUUAUUUUAAGGUCAGUGUUUCCAUUUCCAUGCUUGUGAGUUUUGUAACGGCUUGUUUCUUGAAUGAGACUAAUGUGUGGGUUGCCAGGUUUGAAUAAUCCCUUCGACUUUAAUUUAAUCUGUUUUUCCACUUUGCGUAGUAAGUUAUAUUGACCGCUCAACUCGCAUAAGGUCUAGCUCUCUGUCCUGAGCCCCUCCCACCAGAUGGACAGACGUGUAUGGUUUAUUCACACCAGAUGACCCGUGGCAGUCUCUCCAUCUCUGAGUUGCUCCGCCCAUGUUGACACGUGUUUUACUGCGUUUAUUUUCUGACUCACUUGUAGAUUCUUUUUCAGGUUGCUUUGCAGCCAGUCCUGGAUUGGUCUCUUUUCCUUGUAUGUGCCACAAAGGCUGGAAACAAAACCUUGAGGAGGACUAGUUCUCUCUCUCAGAUUACUUGAUUUAUAGGCUGAACGAUUGAUUAAUUGCAUCUAUAUUAUUAUUUUUUUUACUCCAUCUUUAAGUGUAAGGUGCUGGAAAAAAAAAAAGGAAACAUAAUAAUGUGUUUGUGGAAGUUAAGGCUCUGGGGUUUGUGACUAUGACUAAUGCCUAUAAUUACCUUCAAAUUACACACAAUCAUUUUGUCCAUUGUCAGCACAGAACAAUUAUUUAUGGUAACUAUUAAUAAUAAUAUAUACUAUAUGCACUUAUAGUAUUUACUGUAAAUAAUCCAAUCCGAAUGUAUUUCUAUAGCACAUUUAAAAACAACCGAGUUGAUAUAAGUGUUAACAUAAAAUAUAAAACUCUAAGGACUACUCCAUUACAAACUCAGUUGGACUGCAUUAUCAAAAGAAAUGUAGUGGGACCAGACGUUUUUUUGCCGCAGGUGAUGACAAAUUUAAAAUGUUCAUCAAAAAGUGCAUUAAAAUAAAAAUAAAAUAACGAAGUAAUACAAUUAGUAAUUUCUGGUGGAAACACAGGCUGGGCCACUAAGAAGCUGGUUAUGGUUGGUUAUCAUUUGAAUAGACUGGCUGUAAACUGUUGUUCCUACCUGGCAACUAAGUAGUCCUCAUGAUUCAUUAAUUAGCAUUUAAUCAAUACAUAAUCCGUUUUGAUUGUUGAUUGGUGACAACACAUAUUUAGGGAGUAAGUAUUGGUGAUAGUUAACAACACUAACAGUUGAACAAUCAAAGCCAUGGAACAUCCACAAGGUGGAGACAUUGACCUCGCUAUUGGAGAAGUAGAAAUGUUUGAGGUGAACUAAGAGAUGCAUGUUUCCUGCUUACCGAGCAAAUAAACGCUGCUGUUAAGAACA
Molecule: messenger RNA, 3804 nt
Organism: Solea solea (common sole)
Lineage: Eukaryota; Metazoa; Chordata; Actinopteri; Pleuronectiformes; Soleidae
Exons: 3
Coding region: 554-1591 (345 amino acids)
Molecular function (GO): GTP binding
Source: RefSeq, a predicted model, not a curated record